AUUUUCUGAUGAAAAGUCUCAAAAAAUCAAAUUUUUCACGUCAUUGGAAACAUCUGUCAAAUUUUCGUGUCUACUCACGUCACGAUCAAUCCAAUAAACCUCCUGUCAUUCUCACAAUGUUUUGGUUAGUAUUGGUUAAUAUCCCACACCGCUACCAAAUUUCAGUUCACCUAUAAUAAAUCGGCCAAAUAUUUUUACAUUUAUUGAAUAGUAUUAGAUUUAGAUGUGUUUUGUCUAUAAUUUUGUUGCAUAUUGUUUUUGGUUACAUUAAAUAAAUAAUUUCAAAACAUGAGUGCAAAUUUGGCGUGUGUUAAUCAAAAGCCGACCCAAAAUGGUAUCAAAAAUCAAAAAAUUGAAGCACAACAGCCAAUUGAAAACGUGUGCAUUGUCACAAAUACAGAGGAAUUUAAAAAGGCAAUCGAAAUCCUUAAAUCAUCUUGCAAAGACUAUGGUGUGCUUGGUAUUCAUGGUGAUUGGGACAAAGGUAAACCAAGAACGUUGCCGAUACCAUUCGAUGUUUUAUCGUUUGCAACAUAUAAUGGCUUCGUUGUGAUGUUUCGUCUGACGCAAUUGAAAUGUAUCCCAAAAGAACUGGAGGAAUUAUUAGCAAAUAAAGACAUAGUGAAGGUGCAUUCCAGAGGAUUCAAUUUUCGAAUGAAGGGCAAGUGUAAAAAGAAAGUUGUAGGCAAAUUGGAUUUGUGUGAUUUGGCCAAGGAAAUCGAUUCAACACCUACUACGUUGAGAGAAUUGUCUAAAGUAUAUCUGCAGAAAGAGCUUCCUGAAAUUUCCAUUUUCACCGAAGGUUGGCUGGAAAAUAAAUUGAAAACGGAGCAUAUCAAAUUCGCGGUAGACAGUGCGCUCUCUUGCAUCGAACUAUUUAAAUGUUUUGCUAGCAAAAGCUUGCCGGAUAUGCAUUUGAAUGAGCAAACAGUCAGAGAGUUUAUCGUCAAGUACUGUGCGCAACACCUUGACAAAGUCCGAGAACAAUCGAAUGAAGUACAAAAAUACUGUCGAUCGGAAAAGUAUUUACAACUGGAAAGCGAUGAAAGUCAAAAUCUAUUGAAGGAACUCAUUUCUUGUUGUAAUGAAAACAAUGUGAUUGGCUUGGCCUGUAAUUGGAAUUGCGACAAAGAGAAAACGGCGAUGCUACAACUAGCUUCAUUACAGGGUGUUUGUUUGUUAGUACAAUUGCCAAAUACAAACGUGGAAAUCGUUCAAAAUACCCUGCUGAAGGAAAUAUUCGAACGAGAUGACAUUAUGAAAGUAGGCUUCGCCCUGCAAAAGGAUGCCGAAAAAAUAUUUGAUCGGUAUGGUAUUCGAAUCAAUAGUCUAUUUGAUUUGCGUCACAUGGCCAAAUUGUGUGGCCAUCAGCCAACUAGCUUAACGAAGAUGGUAAGACGAUUCGUCGAAAAGGAAGCAAAUGAAAUUGCAAGCAGAAAAAUAACCGAGAUCAAAUCUGGUGUAAAUCAUGCCCAAGGAUCUGUUCUACUUUUCAAUGCUUUUGCUGAAAAACUGAAUGUCAACAGUAAUAUCGAUCAACAAUCUCAGUUUAUUAAAAAUGUCAUCAAAGUUCAUUGCGCCAAACACUUCAAUGAAGAAUACAAAAUGGUCACCGUUCAACUGCAACCGAAAGACAUACGCAUUGUUGAUGACGAAAAUCAAUGCGUGAAAGUGAUGCAAGAGAUUAAAUCACACUGUGCAGAAUACCCAGUCAUAGGAUUUGAUUGUGAGCGAUUUGCGUGGAAAAAGAGUGGAGGAGAGUCGCUGUUACAAUUGGCAACACAUCAAGGUCUCUGUGCGCUCAUUCGUUUGUGCCAUAUCAAAGUAAUUCCAAAAGAGCUCAAGGAUAUCAUGCGGGAUAAAAGCAUCAUCAAAGUUGGAAAAUGUGUGCACGCUGAUGCAAAAGCUUUGGGAAAUGAUGGAAUCUAUGUUAGUAGUACACUUGACGUCGGUUCUAUGGCGGUGAAGUGUGGUUUUCAUAGCGGAGGCCUAGAAAACAUGUCACAUACUUUUCUGAAUGCUCCAUUGUACAAAAAUAAAAGAAUUACGCUGUCGAACUGGGAACGCAAAGAGUUAGAUGAUAUGCAAAUAUCGUACGCAGCUAAAGACGCAAUGUAUGGAUUUGAACUUUUUAGAUUUUUUGCCGAAAAACUAGAAUUGAAUUUAUCCUUUAAGAAGGAAUCGGACUAUGUUCGUCAUAUAAUUAAAAAGUACUGUGCCGAUUGUAUCCAGGAUAAUUGAAAACGCUUUUUUUUGCUUUUUUCGAAUCAUUAUCAAAGUUUUGAAAUCACACAAAACAAACAAAACAUGUUUGGGGUGUAAUAAAGGGUUUUAUCGAAAAAAAUUACCCGGCAUAGCCAACUUUUAUAAAGAUUUAAUAAAAGUACUGCAAAAU
Messenger RNA from Contarinia nasturtii (swede midge), 2395 nucleotides. RefSeq lists its product as uncharacterized. Gene Ontology annotation, cellular component: cytoplasm; nucleus. The record is from RefSeq and is a predicted model, not a curated record. Gene Ontology annotation, molecular function: 3'-5' exonuclease activity; nucleic acid binding. Gene Ontology annotation, biological process: nucleobase-containing compound metabolic process. Lineage: Eukaryota; Metazoa; Arthropoda; Insecta; Diptera; Cecidomyiidae. The transcript is spliced from 7 exons. The coding region runs from base 289 to 2241 and encodes 650 amino acids.